AUGUCGUUUUUAGGGGUCCCAACUUCGCUCGGCCAUGCGGUACAUAAACUGGCCCUCUGGGUACUUUUCGCCGUCAUAUUCAGCUCCAUCGUACGAUUCAUAUUGCUCGUUGACCUCAACAAGCGAGGAUACAACCAUAUGUUUCUAUGUGCCUCCGAACGGCUCAGCGCCGUUUUAUUAGAACGCUCACACAGAGACUGGACAAGUCUUUUCGACGGUUGCGGCGCGUACGACUUCAGUGGGCCCGAGGAACUCUCGCUCGCCGUCUCCGCUCUGCCGAAAUCAAAAGAUUUAUCCGAUAUUGUGAAAGAAAUGUGCAACGUUACCGUCGCGCGUCGCCCCCAGCCUGCUGUCAAAUCAGAAUCGACUACUACACCCGGACGUGCCGCGUUGAGCACGCAACUUGCCGGCUCUUUCAUCAACUCGUUCCGCAAGUGUGAAGAUGACGAAAUGGAUGCUUCUAUGUGCUCCCUCGAUAGAACUCUCUCCCAGAUGGACGACGGCAAGCCGAAGUCGAGCAAAAAGCGGGCUGACGAUACGUUUAUUGAUUUCGGAGACGAGGAUGACCUUGAUAUCGAUGGCGACAUGGCCUAUGAGCACGAGUCGUGGGAAUUUUUGAAGUCAGAAAAGGUCCGUGAUGCAAACAGGCGCCGUCCCGACGAUCCGGAAUACGAUCCAAGUACGCUAUGGAUUCCCAACGACUUUCUGGAGAAGCAAACGCCAGGUCACACGCAGUGGUGGAAGCUGAAGACGCAGAACUACGACACCAUUCUGUUCUUCAAAGUCGGAAAGUUCUACGAGCUCUACCACAUGGACCCCGUCAUCUCCGCCCAGCACUUGUCGCUCUCGUUUAUGAGAGGGAAAUAUACGCACACGGCCUUUCCGGAAAUCGCAUUUGGACGAUUUGCCGAUCAGUUGGUGUCGAGGGGAUAUAAGGUAUACGCACUCUACAAUGUGGUCAACUACUGUUCAACGCCAUUCGGCCGCCGUCUCCUUCGCCAAUGGAUUUGCAAGCCAACCUGUGACCCGGAAACGCUAACGUCGCGUCAGGAUGCCAUUGAAUGGCUCACCAACGAUGGCCAAGCCUUCAUGGACAGGGUCGACGAGCUGCUCAAAAGAAUUCCCGACCUGGCUCGGCUUUUACAGAAGAUCCACACUCUUGGCCUUAAAUACCGAGCUGAAAUCCACCCCGAUCCCCGGGCCGUCAUGUUCGAGUCUACCAAGUACAACAGGCGCAAGAUCAAGGAUCUUCUUGUGACCUUGCGCGGAUUCGAGGCGACCGGAAGAAUUGUCAAAGGCUACGACAAACUCGUGAUGGAUGGUGAAAGUGCCACCCUCAUCGAUCAGCUAAUCGGUGUCGACCACAUCCCAGACAUCACUCCGGAUUUGAAGCAUGUCCAAGUUCCGGGAGUGGCGUUCUCACAUAUGGCAUGCAUGGUUGAGGGCGAAAAUGAGCAAGACCCGACGCUCGAGACGGUGACCUUCCUCUAUCGGCUCGUGUCGGGCAUCUGCCCCAAGUCCUACGGUUUCUACGCCGUCAAAUUGGCCGGAAUCGAUGAUGAGGUGGACCGCAACGCGUACUUCCCAGCGUCUCGCCUCGUGCACCGACGGCCUUUCCCAGCUCGAAACAUCCAAAGCGUUGGCACG
Molecule: messenger RNA, 1647 nt
Organism: Mesorhabditis spiculigera
Lineage: Eukaryota; Metazoa; Nematoda; Chromadorea; Rhabditida; Rhabditidae
Source: the annotation of a GenBank genome assembly